GAAUGCUGAGCGCACUUUUUCCCACUUUCCACCGCCAACACACAGCAAACAUCCACGCCAGCACGCGGGCAAGGCACUCGUGCACACUUUGCGGACACGCACGGGCGGAAAAGUGUGUGGAAAAGCUGGAAAAUUCGCGAUUUUUCACGCACAAAAACACCACUUCGACCAAAUUGCCACAGUGACGCGAUGAAACUCUCGAGCGAUGUUUUUUCGCCACGUCACAAUGACAUCGCCGCUGCUGGCGAUGUUAUUCGCCGCUCUUCCCAUCUUCUUCUCUCUUUUUCUCUCUCUGUGUGAUGCAGAUGUGAUGGGGAGUUAUGACUUCAUUGGCGUUUGCAUAAGAAACUGUGCUCAAUGCAAGAAGAUGUUCGGCUCGUACUUCGAGGGACAAAUGUGUGCGGAUGCGUGUGUAAAGUUCAAGGGGAAAAUCAUACCGGACUGCGAGGACAUUGGCUCCAUUGCGCCCUUCCUCACCAAAUUGGACUAA
Molecule: messenger RNA, 490 nt
Organism: Phlebotomus argentipes
Lineage: Eukaryota; Metazoa; Arthropoda; Insecta; Diptera; Psychodidae
Product: eclosion hormone
Exons: 2
Coding region: 206-490 (94 amino acids)
Biological process (GO): ecdysis, chitin-based cuticle; neuropeptide signaling pathway
Molecular function (GO): ecdysis-triggering hormone activity
Source: RefSeq, a predicted model, not a curated record